CCCAUCGAACCAGGCGGGAGUGAAGCUGCAGUCCCUACUCAGGGAACACCGCGGCCGCAGGGUCUCCAUUUUAAGGUAUUCUCUAUUUUCAUCAUGGGCUUCUACCUGGCUUUGGCAUGGACUCUCCUGGUUGGGCCACCGAUGGUUACGGGAGCUCAGAACCCCAUUUUGUGGGAGGUACAGCGCUUUGAUGGAUGGUACAACAACCUCAUGGAGCACAGAUGGGGCAGCAUAGGCUAUCGGCUGCAGCGCCUGGUCCCAGCCACCUAUGCAGAUGGUGUGUACCAGCCCUUGGGAGAACCCCACCUGCCCAGCCCCCGAGACCUCAGCAACGCUGCCAUGAGGGGCCCUGCAGGGCAGGCCUCCCUGCAAAACCGCACAGUGCUGGGGGUCUUCUUCGGCUACCACGUGCUCUCGGACCUGGUGAGUGUAGAGAGGCCCGGCUGCCCCGCCGAGUUCCUCAACAUCCACAUCCCGCCCGGAGACCCCGUGUUCGACCCGGACCAGCGCGGGGACGUGGUGCUGCCCUUCCAGAGGAGCCGCUGGGACCCCAAGACCGGACAGAGCCCCAGCAACCCCCGCGACCUGGUCAACCAGGUGACGGGCUGGCUGGACGGCAGCGCCAUCUACGGCUCCUCCAACUCCUGGAGCGACGCGCUGCGGAGCUUCUCCGGGGGGCGGCUGGCGUCCGGCCCCGACCCCGCCUUCCCCCGCGAGGCGCAGGCGCCCCUGCUCAUGUGGAUCGCGCCCGACCCCGCCACGGGACAGCGCGGGCCCCAGGGGCUGUACGCCUUCGGGGCGGAGCGAGGGAACCGCGAGCCCUUCCUGCAGGCGCUGGGCCUGCUCUGGUUCCGCUACCACAAUCUGAUGGCCCAGAAGCUGGCUGAGGAGCACCCGCACUGGGGGGACGAGGAGCUGUUCCAGCACGCGCGCAAGAGGGUCAUCGCCACUUACCAGAACAUUGCCCUGUAUGAGUGGCUGCCCAGCUUCCUGCAGCAAACACCGCCACAGUAUGCAGGGUACCGGCCUUUCCUGGACCCCAGCAUCUCUCCAGAGUUCCUGGUGGCCUCUGAACAGUUCCUCUCCACCAUGGUGCCCCCUGGCGUCUACAUGAGAAAUUCUAGCUGCCACUUUCAGAAGGUCAUCAAUCAGAACUCAAGUGUCUCCAGAGCCCUCCGAGUCUGCAACAGCUACUGGAGCCGAAAGCACCCAAACCUACAAAGAGCUGAAGAUGUAGAUUCGCUGUUACUGGGUAUGGCCUCCCAGAUUGCUGAGCGAGAGGACCAUGUGGUGGUUGAGGAUGUGCGAGAUUUCUGGCCCGGGCCACUGAAGUUUUCUCGCACGGACCACUUGGCCAGCUGCCUGCAGCGGGGCCGGGACCUGGGCCUGCCCUCUUACACCAAGGCCAGAGCAGCGCUGGGCCUGCCUCCCAUUACCAGAUGGCAGGACAUCAACCCUGCACUCUCCCAGAGUGAUGGCACUGUGCUAGAAGCCACGGCUGCCCUGUACAACCAGGACCUGUCCCUGCUGGAGCUGCUCCCUGGGGGGCUCCUGGAGAGCCAUGGGAACCCUGGGCCCCUCUUUAGCACCAUUGUCCUUGACCAGUUUGUGCGGCUGCGGGACGGUGACCGUUACUGGUUUGAGAACACCAGGAACGGGCUGUUUUCUGAGGAAGAGAUCGCAGAAAUCAGAAACACAUCCUUAUGGGACGUGCUGGUGGCUGUCACCAAGGUGGACCCCAGUGCCCUGCAGCCCAAUGUCUUUUUCUGGCGUGCGGGGGACCCCUGCGCACAGCCAGGACAACUCAGCACCGAGGGCCUGCCGGCCUGUGUUCCCCCCGUCAUGAGGGACUAUUUCAAGGGCAGUGGAUUUGGCUUUGGGGUCACCAUCGGGACCCUCUGCUGCUUCCCCCUGGGGAGCCUGCUUGUCGCCUGGGUUGUUGCCCGGCUCCGGAGGAGAGACUUCAAGAGGCUCCAGGGCCAGGACCGCCAGAGCAUCAAGGCUGAAAAGUGUGUGGAGGGCAUGGAAGCGUUGGAAUGGCAGGGCCGCAAGGAGCCCUGCCGGCCUGUGCUGGUGCACCUGCAGCCUGGGCAGAUCCGCAUCAUGGACGGCAGGCUCUCUCUACUCCGUACCAUCCACCUGAGGCCUCUGCAGCAGAUCAAACUCAUCCUAUCCAGCAACCGCGGGCGCCGCACCCUGCUGCUCAAGAUCCCCAAGGAAUAUGACCUGGUGCUGCUGUUUAAUCUGGAGGAAGAGCGGCAGGCACUGGUGGAGAACAUUCGGGUGGCUCUGAAGGAGAGCGGGCUGAGCUUCCAGGAGUGGGAGCUGCGGGAGCAGGAGCUGAUGAGAGCAGCCGUGACGCGGGAGCAGCGGAGCCACCUCCUGGAGACCUUUUUCAGGCACCUUUUCUCCCAGGUGCUGGACAUUGACCAGGCAGACGCAGGGACCCUGCCCCUGGACUCGUCAGAGAAGGUGCAGGAGGCCCUGACGUGCGAGCUCAGCAGGGCUGAGUUUGCCGAGUCCCUGGGCCUCAAGCCCCAGGACAUGUUUGUGGAGUCCAUGUUCUCUCUGGCUGAUAAAGAUGGCAAUGGCUACCUGUCCUUUCGGGAGUUCCUGGACAUCCUGGUGGUCUUCAUGAAAGGCUCCCCUGAAGAGAAGUCUCGCCUUAUGUUCCGCAUGUACGACUUUGAUGGGAAUGGUCUCAUUUCCAAGGACGAGUUCAUCCGGAUGCUGAGGUCCUUCAUCGAGAUCUCCAACAACUGCCUGUCCAAGGCCCAGCUGGCUGAGGUGGUGGAGUCCAUGUUCCGGGAGUCGGGCUUUCAGGACAAGGAAGAGCUGACGUGGGAGGACUUCCACUUCAUGCUGCGGGACCACGACAGUGAGCUCCGCUUCACACAGCUCUGCGUCAAAGGGGUGGAGGUACCUGCAGUUAUCAAGGACCUCUGCCGGCGAGCCUCCUACAUCAGCCAGGAGAAGCUCUGUCCCUCUCCCAGAGUGAGUGCUCGCUCUUCCCACAGUGAUGUCGAGGCGGAGCUGACACCACACAGACUGCAGUGCCCCAUGGAUACAGAGCCCCCCCAGGAGAUUCGACGGAGGUUUGGCAAGAAGGUGACGUUGUUUCAGCCCCUGCUAUUCACCGAGGCUCACCGAGAGAAGUUUCAACGAAGCCGUCUUCACCAGGCGGUGCAGCACUUCAAGCGCUUCGUCGAAAACUACCGGUGCCACAUCGGUUGUGUGGUCGUGUUCUAUGCCAUCGCUGCAGGCCUUUUCCUGGAGAGAGCCUACUACUACGCCUUCGUCGCGCCACCCUCCGGCAUCGCAGAGACCACCUUUGUGGGCAUCAUCCUGUCGCGGGGCACAGCCGCCAGCAUCUCCUUCAUGUUCUCCUACAUCCUGCUCACCAUGUGCCACAACCUCAUCACCUUCCUGCGAGAGACCUUCCUCAACCGCUACGUGCCCUUCGACGCUGCAGUGGACUUCCAUCGCCUCAUUGCCUCCACUGCCAUCGUGCUCACAGUUUUACACAGUGCAGGCCAUGUGGUGAACGUGUACCUGUUCUCCAUCAGCCCACUCAGCAUCCUCUCCUGCCUCUUCCCUGGCCUCUUCCACAACGAUGGGUCUGAGUUCCCUCAGAAGUAUUACUGGUGGUUCUUCCAGACUGUGCCAGGCCUCACAGGGGUCAUAAUGCUCCUGGUCCUGGCCAUCAUGUACGUCUUCGCCUCCCACCACUUCCGGCGCCACAGCUUCCGGGGCUUCUGGCUGACCCACCACCUCUACAUCCUGCUCUACAUCCUGCUCAUCGUCCAUGGCAGCUUCGCUCUGAUCCAGAUGCCUCGUUUCCACAUCUUCUUCUUGGUCCCGGCACUAAUCUAUGUGGGGGACAAGCUGGUGAGCCUCAGCCGGAAGAAGGUAGAGAUCAGCGUGGUGAAGGCGGAGCUGCUGCCUUCAGGAGUGACCCACCUGCAGUUUCAGCGGCCCGAGGGCUUUGAGUACAAGUCAGGACAGUGGGUGCGGAUCGCCUGCUUGGCUCUGGGAACCACCGAGUACCACCCCUUCACGCUGACUUCAGCUCCCCACGAGGACACGCUCAGCCUGCACAUCCGGGCGGCGGGGCCCUGGACCACUCGCCUCAGGGAAAUCUACUCGCCCUCGCCGGACGGCUCUGCCAAAUACCCAAAGUUGUACCUUGACGGACCAUUCGGAGAGGGCCACCAGGAGUGGCAUAAGUUCGAGGUGUCAGUGCUGGUGGGAGGGGGCAUUGGGGUCACCCCCUUUGCCUCCAUUCUCAAAGACCUGGUCUUCAAGUCAUCGGUCAGCUACCAAGUGUUCUGUAAGAAGAUCUAUUUCAUCUGGGUGACGCGGACCCAGCGGCAGUUCGAGUGGCUGGCUGACAUCAUCCGGGAGGUGGAGGAGAAUGACUGCCAGGACCUGGUGUCCGUGCACAUUUAUAUAACCCAGCUGGCUGAGAAGUUCGACCUCAGGACCACCAUGCUGUACAUCUGUGAGCGGCACUUCCAGAAGGUACUGAACCGGAGUCUGUUCACGGGCCUGCGCUCUGUCACCCACUUUGGUCGCCCCCCCUUCGAGCCCUUCUUCAACUCCCUGCAGGAGGUUCAUCCACAGGUCCGGAAGAUUGGAGUGUUCAGCUGCGGCCCUCCUGGCAUGACCAAGAAUGUAGAAAAGGCCUGUCAGCUCAUCAACAGGCAGGACCGAACUCAUUUCUCCCACCAUUACAAGAACUUCUAGGCCUCCUGUCCAGGGGCUUCACCCACCGCUCAGCUGGGCAGGGGUUUGGGCCACACCUCACCUCGCCUCUGUACUUCCUGUUUCUGGCUCCCUCUGCCUUCUCCCCA
Pteronotus mesoamericanus is the source of this 4853-nucleotide messenger RNA. It is a transcript of the gene DUOX1, whose product is annotated as dual oxidase 1. Bases 94 to 4746 code for a protein of 1550 amino acids. Gene Ontology annotation, molecular function: peroxidase activity; calcium ion binding; heme binding. Gene Ontology annotation, cellular component: NADPH oxidase complex; plasma membrane. Gene Ontology annotation, biological process: superoxide anion generation; response to oxidative stress; defense response. NCBI's taxonomy places the organism in Eukaryota, Metazoa, Chordata, Mammalia, Chiroptera, Mormoopidae. The transcript is spliced from 34 exons. The record is from RefSeq and is a predicted model, not a curated record.